Messenger RNA from Hordeum vulgare subsp. vulgare (domesticated barley), 1183 nucleotides. Its product is annotated as EID1-like F-box protein 3. Lineage: Eukaryota; Viridiplantae; Streptophyta; Magnoliopsida; Poales; Poaceae. The coding region runs from base 103 to 990 and encodes 295 amino acids. The transcript has a single exon. Gene Ontology annotation, molecular function: protein binding. The record is from RefSeq and is a predicted model, not a curated record.
UUACAGUCACUCCCACACCACCAGGUCGCCGAGGUCGGUCAUUGGGUUGGGUCCGGCGGCCUCCGUUGGCUCGCCGCGCGGCUUGGGCGAUUUCCGGUUAGUAUGAGCGAGGGAACGCGGAAGAUGCGGCGGCUGCGCGUCGCCAGCGGCGGCGGCGGGGGGAGCAGCAAGGCGAACGCGAGCGGCGCCAUCGCCGACGAGUGGAGCAGCGGGGGGCGCGGCAUUGGGGCGCGGAUCCGCGGGGUGAACGUGGGGAUACUGGACGAGCAGGUGCUGGUUCUGGUGUUCCGGGCGCUCAACUGGGACCCGCAGGCGCUGUGCUCCGUGGCGCGGGUCAGCCGGCGUCUGCGGGCGGUCGCGGAGCGCGUGCUGUGGCGGGAGCUCUGCGCCUCGCGGGCGCCGCGGAUGGUGUCCGCGCUCACCACGGGGCCGUCGGCCUCGUCGGGCUCGGGCCGCGUGGGCGGCGGGUGGCCGGCGCUGGCGAAGCUGCUCCUCUUCUGCUGCGGCGCGGCGGGCGCGGGCGUGCGGGGCCACUUCGCGCCCGUGUCGCGCUUCUCCAAGACGUCCGGGCGGAGCUUCCUGUCGCGGCGGUGCGGCGGGGACCUGCUGUACGUGUCGGACCCGUGCGAGCACGCGGCGGCCGCCGACGACGAGGACGUGGGCGCCUACCGCGGCGUGUUCCGCGGCUUCAUGCGCUCCCGCACGCGCGCCUGCCUGGUGGGCGGCCGCGCCCCGCUAGACCCCUGCGUGCGCUGCCCCUACUGCGGCGCGCGCGUCUGGAGCGUCACGGCGGCCGGCCUGGCGCCGCGCAGCGCGUGCCGCCGCCUCGGGGCGCACGAGGGACGCCUCGAGUACUUCGUCUGCGUCAGCGGCCACCUCCACGGCAGCUGCUGGCUGGCGCGCCUCUCCUCCAGCGACGGCGAGGACUCGGAGUCCGACGACGGCCGGUUCACUGCCGCCGACAGCGACGACGGGCACAUGGAGCUGUGACGCGAAGAGCUGGUCUUAGCCACAUGAAAAUGUAGUGCCGUUGAAGCAUAUUCCUUCCCGUUUGUUUUGUUGGCUUUAUAUAAUCCCGUGUCUCCUGUGGUCUGUCUUGUUGCAAACUUGCAAUCCAUUGUGCACAGCUGUUUCUUUUAACGGUUCAGAAGCGACGUGCGUGCAUUCGAAAUUCAGAGUUUCA